Molecule: messenger RNA, 1064 nt
Organism: [Torrubiella] hemipterigena
Lineage: Eukaryota; Fungi; Ascomycota; Sordariomycetes; Hypocreales; Clavicipitaceae
Source: the annotation of a GenBank genome assembly
AGCUUCCAGAUCAUUUCCACAUUAUGUCAGCGUCCCUCCCCUGGACUGCUGUUGGCUUUAGCUCUCCUGCAUAUAAUACCCAGACGCCUACCCGCCGCUGGAUCGUCGGCGCUGGUCGGCCUGGCGUAGCGCUGGGUAGGGGCUGCUGCUAGCGGGCACUUCGCCCUGUCAGCCGCUAACAGUAACCCAUUUACUUGCCCUGGCGACUGCAGCGCACCCGCCACUGUAAACCCAGCCACGCCAAAUUUGCACCAGCCACAAAACCUGUUUCGCUGGCUUGCCGUCUGCAGCUCUCACGUGCCAGCUUCAAGGUCCCCUGUGUAUCGUCACCCGCACCUCCACCUGCGCAAUUGCCCACGCAAGCUCCCGUCGCAAGAUUGGCAUCGCCUUAUAAACCUACGUUCAACUCGCUUUUGUCGCUCGAGACUAUCAAGUGCUUUAUUCUACCCAUAACACUAUCGAAAUCCAGCCUCGUUACCGAGUCUCGCACAAUCGCCCAUCAUGGUUUUCCUCAACCUGCUGACUUUCGGGCUCUGGUCAAAGCUAGGAAGAUUGACACACUAUGCUUUUGACGCCGUCCUCAUCUCGACCGUUCUGGCCGGCAUGAAGCGAUCAUCUGGCUUGCAGUUCAAGACCGAGAACAUCGGUGGUGAUAACAAGGAGGUCAAGAAGUGGGUGGACAAGUACCUGCACGUUGGUGAAUGGGUGAUGGACUACUCAGUUGCCAUCGCUGGCUCUAGCAGCUUCUUCGAGCGCAAAUAACCGCCCCUCGUUGGCAACGACACUCCGGCAAACGACAACUAGGACUGAGCUGGAAACACCUCCAGUAAUGCACAGUCGCCAACCACUGGGUUGGCAACUGCUGCUGUAUAUUUCUCGACAUGUACAAGAUGCCGCACCGGACGGCGCGUGAUGAGUCGCGUUUGCGGCACACUCACCCCUUGCUCUUCAUGUUUUUGACAUUAUUCUGGCGUUUAACUUGGGAUAUGCUCUGAGCGCAACGAUGCAAUUCAGUAAUCGAUAAAACACUCAACUAUUUACUUGAAUCAUAAAAGGAUUUUAUU